Molecule: messenger RNA, 2565 nt
Organism: Aspergillus puulaauensis
Lineage: Eukaryota; Fungi; Ascomycota; Eurotiomycetes; Eurotiales; Aspergillaceae
Exons: 3
Coding region: 1-2565 (854 amino acids)
Source: RefSeq, a predicted model, not a curated record
AUGUCGUUCGACGGCUCUGGCUCCAGCUCCCGCGGUGGCUCGAGGCGUGUUGUUUCGUCCGCUGCACGCCCCGACUCGCCUACUUUACCUCCCUUUAGCAUUCCUGAGGGCGAAGGUCGUCUUUUUGAUGAAGUGGCUGGAGAGUACGAUCACCACACAACUAUCGAUGGUAGCCAGGAGCCGCAGGUUGAAGAAAGCCUGCAAGAGGCCAUCGACACUACCAUUCAAAGCCCUACCCUCAGCGAGCCUGAGACGGUUCUCUUAGUUCGUUCUCGGUCUGGUUCACCCAUUGUCUCCACCGAGCCUUUCCCCGAGCUCAAUAAUUCCGAGACCCAACCUCCUCCGGAUGGGUAUUGGGCACAAGAGCGGGCUUACGAUUACGCUCUGGGCAAGGUAGCAGAGGAAGACCGACGAUACAGAGAGAUUAACGAUUGUAUCGCUGCCCUCCGUGGCCCUCUGGUUUCCGUUGAAGAAGACAGUACUCAUAUGACGGUGUUGGAAGGUGUUCAUCCAUGCCCCGAAGUUACUCACUACGAUCAUUUCUGCAUCCAUCACGAGACUCAUAAGCAAACGCUCUUUACCAAGGUCACUGAUUUCCUCAACUUGAACGAGGAGAUUCCAGACACUUUUCGACGACGCUUCCUCUUAAUUUGCGCCAUGAUCGCUGAUAUGGAGGUCAUUUUCUUUCGUGGAAAGGAGUUUCCUAGUGACCCUAUACGGCUCGUCACUAUCGACGAACUUCGCAAAACUCUGCAGCACGCAGUUGAAAUCCGUCAAGUGCUUGUUGAUGUGAACUUCCUCAUCUCUCAGGAGAAAGACAUUGCAGAAUAUACUCGUUACCAUGUGGCUCAGGUGGCGGCUGAGCGUGGACUCACCCUGGUCGACCAAUUCCAGCGCAUGUCCCGGCUCAUUACACAAUACCUAAAACGCGUCCGCCACGCCGAGCAGACCUUUUUCGAGCUGUUCCUUCAGUUUUACGAUGUUUAUUUCUAUGAGGAUUUUCACGUCAUGUACAACAACCUCCGUGUCGAGCAUAGCAUGGCCCACAUCCCUCGCCGACUACAGGAAACAUCACACAUUCUGACCGCCGUCUAUCAGUUGCUUUCUCUCCUGGCCCAGGAGUACAAGGAGCUCGGCCAGAUCAAUGCCGAUAUCGGAAAAACCUACUUAACUCCUGUCCUGAAAGAACUUGCUUGUGGACCCUGCAUCUGUACCGAUAUUUUUGACCGCACUCCCUCCGCAGUAGAAGACCAGGAUCAGGAAGAGCCUCCUCAUCAUCAUCAUUGCCCCCGUAACGAUACCGGGGAAGCUCAAUCUCAAAAAGGCCUGGCCUCUAGUGGCGAUGGCUCCUCCGCCGACCCUCAGACUUAUCUUACACGGCACAUUUUUGCGCAGUGGCUUUCUUGUGAGGUUCCUUCCGAGCCUCGUUCCGAGCUUCGUCGGGUUGAAAGCACUCAACUUUCCACUUCGCCUUCCGAUGACAAUCACACCCAGCCCGAUCACGUUGGUCUUGCGGGUCAGCCUGCAAUAAUCCAGUCUAUUGAGGACCAUGAUCACCAUGGCCAUGGCGCAGGAGAUGAUCAGGAGAUACCCUCGCAGGCCUCUGAGAGCAUCACAGCCCAGGCUUCCAGCUUCGAAGAUGAAUCUGCCGAGAACUAUCAGAGUGGUUCUAUUCAAGAGUCUGCGAACCACUAUGCACGCGUCAAUCACGCCAACCAGAACGGCCAGAGUGACCUUUCACAAACUUCUAUUGAGUCUCAGACAGUUGGCUACUCUCCCUAUGAUGUUCCGCUGCCCAAUGGCCUCCCCACUAUAGAACAAAUGCAACAGCUCGAAGGCGACAUAUUUCGCAGGCUACGCGUUCCAAACGCCCCGGGUGACGGCAGCCGUACUUUAGCCAGAUUCCAGGAAGAAUACUUGCCUGAGCAGGCUUCUGCACCCGAGCAAAGUCUCAAAAGCGAGUUUGACUUCCUUGGUUUGAACUCUUCGAAUGAGGAUUGGCUUCCCUACGACCACGAUGCUGACAGGCAGGUCAUGGACGAGGAGUCCUGUGGCUACGAUGCUCAAAGCAGAAACGCCGGUAUGGCACUCUUCGACAUGGACCCCACCACCUUGGGAAACCAGCUCGAGCAAAUGGCUUCAGCCUACACCUACGAAAAUAACAACUACAGCCAUCCCAGGCUCCCUACAGACUUCCUUUUUCGCGACGAGACCCCCACUCCUUCAGCUCCUGUUCGCUACAAUGCCGAGAUUCGCAGAGACUUCACUGCUCCUAAUACUUUCCACAAUCACGCCCAUUACCGCCACAACCUCGAGAGUGGGCCCGUCUUUGGUUACACUGAAGCCCACGGCUCCUCGUUCUCCUCAGACAACGCACGCCCCGAGCUCCCACAGGACGAGUCAGGCCUUCGUAAUGGCGGCAUUCUUCGUGAAGACGGCACUUACUCUCCUCUUCUCCCCCCAUACACCGAGACUGCCCCGGAGCCGCGCUACAUUUCGCGCAAUGCUCACUUCCACGCUCCCAGACUGGGCCGUCGUAGUGCGCGUCAUUUUCAGCGUAGGUAA